AUGGCCGACUCACCUGCUUCCUCAGACCUCUCCGAUCCCCCGUCGGCAGAGUCAGACAACUACGAUCAGCUCAGCACCGCCGUUCCCUCCUCGCGGCCCAGUGUCGACAUCACCCAUACCGAUGGAGAUCACCUCGCGCCGCCCUCCAAGAAGCGAAAGACCGGACCAUCAUCCAUGGCCAUACUGGAUCGCGCGCCUUCCUCGCAGCCCGAACAAGAAGACGACAACAUCAGCUUAUCCGAAGACGGCUGGAGCAGCGCGCCGGGAUCGCCCAACGACGACGAAUAUGUCCUUCGCGAUCAGGCGCAAACGCAAUGCCUGUGGCGCGAUUGCGAUUUCGGUUCGGCGGAGAAUAACGACGAGCUCGUGAAGCAUGUGCAAGGCACCCAUUGCGCGACAGGUGGACCUAAGAAGACGAAGUACGUCUGUGAAUGGGGAGAGUGCCAGCGCAAGGCGAGCAACCAUCCGAGCGGGUACGCUUUGAAGGCACAUAUGCGUAGUCAUACCAAGGAGAAGCCUUAUUACUGCCACUUACCAGGUAAGCAAAGGUACAGUUGGGGGAACCGCGAUCAAGAGCUAAUCAAUAUGUACAGAAUGCGACAAGGCGUUUACACGUUCCGAUGCUCUCGCGAAACAUACUCGCACUGUUCACGAGCCUGAGCCGUCCAAGCAAGUCUCGUCGGCAGACGCUACACCGUCCGGCAAGAAGGGCCUCAAAAUAAAACAGGCCAAUGGGAGCGGCAAGCCUCUACCGAACACCGCAGAAACCGGCCCUACACACGACGAGGAUGGGAAUCCAAUCGAUCCUUCACCCCCGAACGACAACAUUACAUAUAUUCCUGCACACCACCCGAUUACAGGCCAACCCGGCUUUAUGAUCCAUUAUCCUCCUGACAUCCACUUCACCGCAUGGGAGAGUAGCAUACCAGCUGAUCAGCUGAUGAGAUUGUUGCGGCGGCAAUUACAUUGGGCGCAACAGGAGGGCGACGAAGUGAAGAAGGAAGUCGAAGAGCUAGAGCAGCAGAAACGCGAAGAAUGGACACUCAAGGAGAUCCUGCUGGAAGGCCUGAUGGAGGCUGAGCUCUCCAAGGCAGAGAGAUCACACAUGCUGAAGAACGUGGACUCCAGAGUUAGGGACACGAUGGAGCGAGACGUGCAGUACGCGAAAGAGCUCGAAUGGACAGGUGGUGAGCCAGAAUGGCGCAGAGCUCGGCCUCUACGACAAUCGACUGAUGACGAUGUUGAGAUGAGAAUGUCGCCAACGACUGGCGUCCCGGGAGGGUUUGACGGUGAAGCUGAUCCGUACGACAACUACCUCGCUGAAAUGACUUCGAGAUAUGAGGAGCUGGAACGGCAGAGGAACACGCCGAACAAAGCAGCGGCACAACAGCAGCAAGCGGCAGAAGCGGAUGCCGUGGGCGCUCUUAUUGGCAUGAGCGGACAGUCCUGA
Messenger RNA from Lecanosticta acicola, 1450 nucleotides. NCBI's taxonomy places the organism in Eukaryota, Fungi, Ascomycota, Dothideomycetes, Mycosphaerellales, Mycosphaerellaceae. The record is from the annotation of a GenBank genome assembly.